GAUCUAUAGCUUACCUUAUCUUUCCUGACCCAGCCCACACUUCACUGACCAUCUUUGACUACUAUCCUGUUUAGAUUAGCAAGAUGACUGAGGUCUUGUCGAACGCUCAGGUCCCGCAUCUGAAUGGUGACGGUGACUCUCCAGAGAAACUACUUGCCGACGUUCAAAAGCAUGCCGUUUCACCACUCUGGAUGCAGAUGAAGAGGUUGAACCCUCCACUGCCCAACCCCCAAGCAAUUCCUCAUUUAUGGAAGUACAAGGAGAUCCGGCCAGACUUGCUGCGAGCCGGAAAGUUAGUGACUGAGAAGCAAGCUGAGAGGCGGGUAUUGAUGUUAGUGAAUCCUAACAAGGAAGCACCAUUCACAACCGACACCAUCUAUGCCGGACUCCAACUCGUUAUGCCCAACGAAACCGCCCCAGCCCACCGCCACACCGCCUUCGCCAUGCGCUUCAUCAUCGAAGGUGAAGGCGGUUUCACCGCCGUCCAUGGCCGCCGCGUAAACAUGAAGCGCGGCGACGUCAUUCUGACCCCAACCUGGAACUGGCACGACCACGGCAAGGACGGUUCCGGCCCCAUGAUCUGGCUUGACGGACUCGAUCUCCCUAAUUUUGUGCAUUUCCCUGUGCAUUUUGUAGAACAUCACACUGCAGCAAGGUAUCCAGCGGAGAACGUGGAUUCGAAUGCUUCGCCGAUUGUGUUUCCGUGGGAGAGGAUGGCGGAGAAAUUGGAUAAGGCACCGGGGAAGUGGGUUUCGUUGCCGUAUCUUCAGGCUAAUGGGACGGAAGUGAGCAGAAUACUCGGCGGUUCAGCAGAGCGGCUUAGCGCAGGGGAAAGUUCUCCGCCAGUGCGGGAGACGGCUUCCUCAGUGUAUCAUGUUGUUGAGGGGUCAGGGUACACAGAGGUAGAGGGUAAGAAGUUGACCUGGGAGCGUGGCGAUACUUUCUGCAUCCCAUCAUGGCAUAAGUAUCAGCACUUUGCUUCAGGUGGGCAGACGGUGUAUCUCUAUCGCUUCGAUGACAAGCCGAUGCUGAAGGCAUUGGGAUUCUAUCGCGUGGAAGGAAGUGAUACAGACGCUUUGGCGUCGUCGUGGACAGAGUUGUAGGUUCAUUGCUGUCGCAAAAUCGCUUGGCAGAGAUGAGGGACUUUGGAUUGAUCAGUUCAUUUGUCUUACACUCUUUUUUUAGGGAAAUUAUUAUGUGUUUUAGCAGAGGGAAUUCGAUCGUUCAAGGUUUUGCCAAACACUGCAAUCACGAUGACCAAAUUUGAAUCGUGGGAAC
This is a messenger RNA of Bipolaris sorokiniana ND90Pr, 1278 nucleotides long. RefSeq lists its product as uncharacterized. The transcript has 3 exons. The record is from RefSeq and is a predicted model, not a curated record. Lineage: Eukaryota; Fungi; Ascomycota; Dothideomycetes; Pleosporales; Pleosporaceae. Gene Ontology annotation, molecular function: dioxygenase activity. Bases 84 to 1103 code for a protein of 339 amino acids.